This is a messenger RNA of Drosophila erecta, 943 nucleotides long. RefSeq lists its product as uncharacterized. Lineage: Eukaryota; Metazoa; Arthropoda; Insecta; Diptera; Drosophilidae. The record is from RefSeq and is a predicted model, not a curated record.
UUUUACAUAUUUAUCAAUGUUUUACCUAAUGUUUUUCCUUAUUUAUAGCAGCGCCGCCAGCUCAGGCUUUCCCCACGCCGGAGUUCCCCCGUGCCGGACAGCACGGAACAUCGAUAGCUAUCGACGUCUCACAACACUAAACACCUACGAUCUCUAGUAACCAAAAACCACAAAAAGGUAAACAAAAGGUGACUAUGGCAUCUUGUUCUGCCAAUUCCCUCAUCAGCCUGCAAGAUAACCCAAAUAAGAAGGCGGAUCUGCAGCGGCACGACGGCGACAAUUCGCAGGAAUUUUACUGGAGUCCGGGUUGCCCCGGAGAACUACUAACCCGACGGUACGGUAGACGUGGACCUCCCUGCGGUCAGCUGCUCGCACGUUUGGAACGGACCCGCCGGCGGUAAUGGAAGAUGGUGGAUUAGGAUCCUGACUCCGAAAUGAUUGAUGGACGGAUUACCUAAUAUACAAUAAAAUGUAUUUUUCAUGUGGCUCACAAAUCACGAAGAGACUCCAAAAAUACAGCAGCCCGCCAAUUUGUUAAGCUCGAUUGGAAAAAAGGUGCACGAUAAAGUUAACCAGCAUAGACCACCGCCGCUUUUUUCGGCCUUAUCGUCCCUAGAAAUGCUUGACAAUAAAUUAGAUUUUGUGCAAAUUCUCCCGUCCGAUCGAUCCACUCGAUGGUGUCCGUUCGCCAUGAUGGUGCAAAAAGUGGAAAAGAAUCCGAGUACCGGACGAGAAAUAUACUAACCUCAGGCAAAUCGCAGGUUCGUGUGAUUUAUAUCAUAACAAAAGGUGGAGGGCGCGAGAGAAAUGGCAGAUCGAAUAUUGGCUACCCUUCUGCAACUAAACACUGUACAUGUAUUAUUAAAACACGAUAAAGCAAAUGACAUCAACAAGAACCUCUGUAAAAAUAAUAUAUUACCACCUCUUAACUUUCAGUAUUAUU